GUACGUGUUCCGUACGCGGUUGCCGCGACACAUAAUGGAAAGAAAGGCAACGGGGUUCUAUUGAGCGAAAAAUUUAGUAACAAUGGGUGUUUGUACGCGAGAAAAGUUUUCCAGAUAUAAAUGUACACGGUUAGUCAUAAAAGUUGGACGAUUAUAUUUUUGGUCUUGCCGUUGAAGUACUUAGAGGAAGAAACGCAAAAUUGUUUUAAGAAAAUGCUCAGACAAGUUAUAAAUGUACAGAAAUCAGGCCAGGACCAUAUUUUAUAAUUUUAACAAAAACAGCAGAGAAAAGCCAAAAUCUUCCGAGGUCUUGACUAGUUACAUAAAGCAAUGCAAUGAACCUCCGUGGACAUCAUAUUUUGUAAAAUAUAGCAGUAUAAGAGAUGACCAAUGGGGUAAAUCACAUUUUAAUUGGAAAGUUGGGCAAUCAAACUAUCACAUACUGAGGACUGGCUGUUUUCCUUAUAUAAAGUACCACUGCACAAAAAGAAAUGUACAAAAUCUGAUAGUUGAAGAUUACUUCUUCCGCGCUAUUAAAGUGUUAAAUCUAGGUAUACCAUGUCUGGCAUACGGAAUAGCAGCAACUUUUUUAAUAAAACAUAUAGAAACAGUUAGGACUAGUAAAGGAAAUGUAAAUAUUUAUUUUCUGUAUCCUGAAGAUAAAGGUUCUUUAUAUUAAUUUUGUUGUAUAGUCAAUA
Messenger RNA from Anoplophora glabripennis (Asian longhorned beetle), 698 nucleotides. RefSeq lists its product as uncharacterized. The transcript is spliced from 4 exons. The record is from RefSeq and is a predicted model, not a curated record. Bases 233 to 679 code for a protein of 148 amino acids. NCBI's taxonomy places the organism in Eukaryota, Metazoa, Arthropoda, Insecta, Coleoptera, Cerambycidae.